Messenger RNA from Cladophialophora bantiana CBS 173.52, 711 nucleotides. RefSeq lists its product as uncharacterized. The record is from RefSeq and is a predicted model, not a curated record. Lineage: Eukaryota; Fungi; Ascomycota; Eurotiomycetes; Chaetothyriales; Herpotrichiellaceae. Bases 1 to 711 code for a protein of 236 amino acids. The transcript is spliced from 4 exons.
AUGACUGUUGCAAUCUGCGUAUAUCGCCAGCUCGAUUCGCGAGAAAAGGGUGAAAAGUUUAGAGGCCUCCUACGUGAUGUCGCCAAGGCCACGCUGUCGGACGAACCUGACAAUAAAGCGUAUUGUUGGUUUCGCAAAAGUCAAUCCAAUACCCUCCCAGGGGAGUGGAUCUGUGGAUUUGAGUUAGCUGAUGAGAAUUUGAGCUAUGAGAAUGAAGCUGCACUCGUUGAAACUCACCGCAGCGGUGCAGAAUAUCAGAGGAUGCGCAAAGUGGUUGCGGAAGAGGAGCUGCUGGGCAAGACAUAUCCUCAGAUAAUCCUUCUCAAACCAGCAGCCCCGUCCGGUUUUAUCAACAGGGGGUCGACAGCAACAGUCCUGGACGAAAGCGACCAGUCGUUGGUCCUGAUAUCGCAAUACAAAUAUAGAGCCGAGUCAAUGCAAAACUUUCUCGCAGAGAUCGAACAUAUGACCCAGGCUUGCCAUAUAGAGCCGAAAGUUCUGGCUUAUUACCCCAUGCUCAGGAAGGACGGCGAGAGUUCGGUCCUGACGAUCUUUGAACGGUAUGCCUCAGAGAACGCCCACAGAAGGAUCAAAGAGGCAUUGGAUCCUCUUAUCGCAAGACUCGCUGCUUUGAGCGAUGAGAUUGUUGUCACGACGUGGGGACAUGGCUUCGGACACUUGAAGAGCAUUAGCAGCAACUUUGAGCUCUAG